Molecule: messenger RNA, 2148 nt
Organism: Etheostoma cragini (Arkansas darter)
Lineage: Eukaryota; Metazoa; Chordata; Actinopteri; Perciformes; Percidae
Gene: clu
Product: clusterin
Exons: 10
Coding region: 168-1553 (461 amino acids)
Source: RefSeq, a predicted model, not a curated record
GCGGCAGCGGGCAGCAUGAACCACAUGUCUGCACCGUCCCCGUUAUCCGCUGGUAUAAAUACGAGCAGCAGAGAGACUGAGCAGCUUCAGACGGUCUGGAGUCUCAGGAAACAAACAGAGUAGUUUUUUUCCAUCAUUGCCUGCUGGCCCUGUGAGAGUCAGAGAGGAUGUUAAUGAUGAUGAUGAUGAUGAAGAAGAAGGGGUCCAAGUUUCUGGCUGUGGUGGCUCUUCUUCUGGCCUCAGCCAACUGUAUCCGUCUUCCAUCAAAAGAAGAUCUUAACCAGAUCUCACUCCAGGGAGGAAAUUAUCUGGAUAAACAGAUCGAAAACGCCGUAAAUGGAGUGAAGGAGAUGAAGAGCGUGAUGCAGAAAUCUUCAGAGGAACACCAGAAGUUUCUGGAUGCCCUGGAGAAAACAAAGGAGCAGAAAGAGGAAGCGUUGCGCGUGGCUAAGGAGAAGGAGACCAAGCUGGAGCAGGAAGAGGGGGUUUGUAACGAGACCAUGACGGCUGUGUGGGAGGAGUGUAAGCCCUGCCUGAAGACCACCUGCGUUAAAUACUACUCCCGAACCUGCAGCAGUGGAUCUGGACUGGUGGGACGCCAGCUGGAAGAGGUGCUCAACAGAACGUCUCCCUUCUCCAUCUGGAUCAACGGGGAGAAAAUAGACGUCCUGCAGCAAGAGGGGCAGCGGCAGAGCAAAGAGUUCAGGAACCUGGAGGAAAAGUACUCAGAGAUGGCCGACGGUGUGGACACCAUAUUUACAGACAGCAUGAAGGUGGCUGAUCAUGUGCUCUACAACCCUCCAGUCUUCUUCUUUCCUAACUUCCUGGGGCCUUACACUCGCCAGAGCAGAAGCGUUCACUCUCUCUUCCACAACCCGUUCCACGGCUUCCAGGAUUUGUUCUCCCCCAUGAGGGACAUGAGCAGGAACAUCUUCAGCUCCAUGGGCUCCAUGAUGAACAUCGACUCAGAUGCACCUCCCGAUGACGACGGCAGUGUGAACGAGGACGUGGUCAUCACCAAACCGUUUGGCGACGGCAGGAUGACCUGCAGAGAGAUUCGCCGCAACUCAGCCGGCUGCCUCAAGUUCCGCGAAGAGUGUCAGAAAUGCAAAGAGAUCCAGCAUAUUGACUGCUCCGGGAAGAGACCUCUGGAUGGCCCGCUGAAGCAGGAGCUGGAAGAGGCGCUGGCCAUGGCCGAGCGCUUCACUCAACAGUACAACAGCCUCCUGAAGACGUUCGAGGAGACGAUGUUGAACACCUCCUCCAUCCUGGACCUGCUCAACAGAGAGUUUGGCUGGGUGUCGUCUCUGGCCAACACCACCAAGGACUACAACUUCCAGGUUCAGAUGGUGAAGAGCAGGGAGGAUGAAGAGAAGCCCAGUGAGGGGGAGAUAAAGCAGCCUGGAGAUACAAACGUGUCUGUGCAGCUCUUCAAUAAUCCACCCAUCAACUUUAGCGUGCCGGGCGACAUCCCCUGGACCGACCCCAAGUUCUCUGAGGUGGUGGCCCAGAAGGCUUUGGACCACUACAAGGAAACCAGCGUUGUGGUUUAAUAAGGUCCCAACCUGCGCCGUCUGCUGACAAGUGAAUGUUCUGCAUUUCUCACAUCCCACCCUGGGGAAACAAACCUGAAGCCAACACACUGAUUCUGUUGUAAAUCCUCCUAGUCCUGCUUUUGCAUAUGAUGCAGUUUAACCUCAGCUAUUUAUAUUACAUUAUGUUACAUUAGAGCUCUUUGUCCUGCUGUAAGAAGAUAUUCAGUAGAUAUAGAUAACAGGUCUUGUAUCACAUGUGAUCUGGGCUUUUGUAAAAAAACAACAACAUAGAACUUCUGCUUAAGUUUCUGUUAAAAGCCAAAAUAUAACUGGCUCCUACGAGUGUUUAUUCUCCGCAUUUAGACUUUCUAACACAUAAAGGUUCAACUGAUAUUUCCUCCACCACAGUUCAAUGAAAUAGACAUUUAGUUUGUUGCAAAGAUUUGUGGAAAAGUCUGUUAUGAGUUGGUUGGUUUGCAGUAGUUAAACCCGAUUUGGAGAGAUUAAAAUUUGAAAAUAAGAGUUGAGUAUGUUAAGGUUUGCUUUGAGCACAUCUGUACACCAGUAACAAUGAAGCAAUGCAUACAGAUCCAAUAAAACCUGCUCAAACCCA